GCCGGCGCCGCCCGCUGGCGGCGGGCCCGCGCGCCUGUGGCGCGCGGCCCCCGCGGCCGCGGCCGCGGCAGGCGCGGCCGCGCCCGGGGCGCGGGCGCGCGCGGGCCUGGCGCAGGGGGGGCGCCGCCGCGUGGAGCAGCCAGCUCCUGGCACGGGGGCGGACAAGCUGGAGCGCUUCCUCAGCAAGGCGGGCGCGCUGAGCAGGACGCAGGCCAGGACGAGGGUGCAGCAGGGCGACGUGCAGGUCAACGGCCGGCAGGUCCUGGACCCCUGGCACAUGGUGCGCCCGGGCGUGGACGUCGUGGAGGUUGCGGGUCUGGGCGCGGUGCAGCUGCCAGACUGGGAGGAGGUGCCUCCCACCGUGGUGCUUUUCAACAAGCCCGCGGGCGUGAUGGUGACGCUCAACGAGAGCGACCCCUGGCUGCGCGACAAGCACCUGCCCCUGAACCACGCGCUGCCGCAGCCGUGGCGCGACCUCCUCGCCCCUCACGUGCCCGCGCUCAGACCCGUCGGGCGGCUCGACCUGGCCAGCGUAGGGCUCCUGUUGCUGACGGACUCGUCGCACCUCGCCGCGACGCUGACGACCCCAGGCAACUGCGACAAGGAGUACCUGCUGAGGGUCUCACCGGCGCCUACGGAGACGGGGCUGCGGCAGCUCCGCGAGGGCGUGCACAUCAACGACGGCAACGCCAGCAGAGGGAAGACGCAGGCCUGCGACGUGGCCGUGGUCGAGAGCAGCGCCGACGGCGCCGUGCUGCGCUUCAGGAUCUCCGAGGGCCGCAACAGGCAGCUGCGGCGGAUGUGCAGCGCCGUCGGCUUGAAGGUGCAGUGGCUUCUGCGCACCCGCGUCGGCCCGGUGAAGCUGGGAUCGCUGCCGCUGGGCGGGGCCCGGGAGGCCACUGCGGAGGAGCAGCCAACUCUCCUGCGCUGCAGCGGGAGGGGCACGCAGGAGGAAGAUGGAGCGCAUAAGCAUAUUAGUCGGAGGUCUGCGUGGAUGUCUUGGAUCGGCGCUGGGAUCCCAUGGCGGUGCCUCCGGCGCCGCCCCAGGCGCGCCCCGCCUUCGGGGAGCAAAUCCAAGAACUUCGUGCGCGGACCUCUGACUGCUUAUGUUCAAGCUGUCCUUCUUUUCAGCAGGGCUCCGAUCCGUGGGAUCGUAGCUGGUUUGAGACGUCCGGUUUGAAACGCAACACAUGCCGUGCUCAACACGUACGUGUCAAUACGUUCCGUGUUGGCUCGGCGUAGUGGCCAACGCUUUGGCGAGGUAUCGCGUCAGAUCUACGCUUUCAGCGCUCGAGAGAAGGAGGAAGUCG
This is a messenger RNA of Prorocentrum cordatum, 1310 nucleotides long. The record is from the annotation of a GenBank genome assembly. Lineage: Eukaryota; Dinophyceae; Prorocentrales; Prorocentraceae.